CUGACGUCAGCUGGCAGCCUGGGCUGUGCUCGCCGCUCCGGACAUAGCGCCGAGAAAAAUGCUGCUCUCCGUACCGCCAAGGGCAGGAAUCAACCCAUACAACGGCUAUAACAGCAGAAACAGCAAAAAGCAGGCCUAUGUGUCCUCCGGCCAUCAGAUGGCGCCCCCCAGUCCCAACACCAACAGUAGCAGCAAUAGCAGUGGGGGAGGGGAACAGCUGAGUAAAACUAAUCUCUACAUCCGCGGCCUCCAUCCAGGGACCACAGACCAAGACCUGGUCAAGCUAUGCCAACCGUAUGGCAAGAUUGUGUCGACCAAGGCCAUCUUGGACAAAACAACCAACAAAUGUAAAGGAUAUGGCUUUGUGGACUUUGAUAGUCCAGCAGCAGCACAGAAAGCUGUUACAGCUCUGAAGUCCAGUGGGGUCCAGGCUCAGAUGGCCAAACAACAAGAGCAGGACCCCACCAACCUCUACAUCUCCAACCUGCCAGUGUCUAUGGAUGAGCAGGAGCUGGAGAGCAUGCUCAAGUCCUUUGGCCAGGUCAUUUCCACACGCAUCCUCCGAGAUGCUAACGGGACCAGCCGCGGCGUGGGAUUUGCCAGAAUGGAAUCCACGGAGAAGUGCGAAGCCAUAAUACAGCAUUUCAACGGCAAAUUCAUCAAGACUCCACCGGGAGUGCCUGUGCCCACAGAGCCCUUAUUAUGUAAGUUUGCAGACGGAGGCCAGAAGAAGAGGCAGAACCAGGGGAAGUACCUCCACAAUGGAAGGCCCUGGGCUAGAGAUGGAGAUGCUGGAGGAAUGACGCUUGCGUAUGACCCCACAGCCUUACAAAAUGGCUUCUACUCCUCACCCUACAGUCUGGCUCCAAACCGAAUGAUCGCCCAGACUUCCCUCUCACCUUACAUGCAUUCUCCUGUCUCAUCCUACCAGGUACACAGCCCGUCCUGGAUGCACCAUCAGUCAUACCUCAUGCAGCCAGCUGGUACAGUUCUUACCCCAACAAUGGAUCACGCCAUGUCCAUCCAGCCCACAUCCAUGAUGGGACCUCUUGCCCAGCAGCUAAGCCACCUGUCCUUGGGCAGCACAGGCACAUAUAUUCCGGCCAACACAACUAUGCAGGGGACCUACAUCCCCCAGUACACCCCAGUGCCUCCCUCCAGUGUCCCAGUAGAGGAAAAUGGUGGUCAACAGCAACAGGUUGCCAUGGAGACUCCCGCAGAACACACAAACUACUCAUACCAACACACCAAGUAAAGCUAAGCUCCAGCAGGGUGGGGCCGAGGGCACGAGAUGAAUCCAACCGAACAGGAUUCAGCUGGAAGAGAACUGUGCUCCAUGACAUCACCAAGCACCCGGACUUGAACAUGGAUAACAAAAGGAACAUGUGUGUGCGUGCGUCUGUGUGUGUGUGUGUGUGUGUGUGUGUGUGUGUGUGUGUGUGUGUGUGUGUGUGUGUUUG
This is a messenger RNA of Plectropomus leopardus (leopard coralgrouper), 1460 nucleotides long. Its product is annotated as RNA-binding motif, single-stranded-interacting protein 2-like. Gene Ontology annotation, molecular function: RNA binding. The record is from RefSeq and is a predicted model, not a curated record. NCBI's taxonomy places the organism in Eukaryota, Metazoa, Chordata, Actinopteri, Perciformes, Serranidae. Gene Ontology annotation, cellular component: ribonucleoprotein complex.